Molecule: messenger RNA, 7626 nt
Organism: Topomyia yanbarensis
Lineage: Eukaryota; Metazoa; Arthropoda; Insecta; Diptera; Culicidae
Gene: NFAT
Product: nuclear factor of activated T-cells 5
Exons: 7
Coding region: 1008-5522 (1504 amino acids)
Biological process (GO): regulation of transcription by RNA polymerase II
Cellular component (GO): transcription regulator complex
Molecular function (GO): DNA-binding transcription factor activity, RNA polymerase II-specific; RNA polymerase II cis-regulatory region sequence-specific DNA binding; transcription factor binding
Source: RefSeq, a predicted model, not a curated record
CACUGGUCAGACGUCGUACCGUAGUGGUGGAACUCCCUCUUCGCGAAAGGUCGCCGGCUAACGUUAGUUUUUUUUUUUCGUUUUACUCAACCACAACUGACAGUAACACAAUAAAACGCAAUCAAUCAGUAGUUCGUCGUGGUUCAUACUCUUCGCCGGUCGUCGUCGUGCGCGUGUGUGUGUAUGUGCAAUCAUGUUUUGAUCGAGUGUUUCGGCUUCUUGCCUUCCGUUUGCAACCACCUCGCAGCUCAGCUCUGCUGCGGUUGGUUGGCCUUCUCAAUUGACUUGUUUUUCUGGUUGUUGUUUAUCAUGCGUGACGUCCACCAGCGCUGCUGUUUGUCGUCCCAUCAUACCAGCAGAGCAGAGAGGCCGUAGAAAUUUACGGCAAAUAGCAAUAAACAAGAGUGAUUUUUCGUACAUCACUUUCUUCACCGUCGUCGUCGCCGCCGUCUUGGAUCCGAGAUUACUAUGAUUUGGUUUGAUUAUGAUCCUCACUGUUUUUCAGUGCCACGUAGACUUGGACAAUGAUGAUGGUAAGGUUGACCUGUGUCCCCCCGGAAGUGGACACGUAAUUUUAAUCAACGAGAAGUGUUAUUUGGCUAAGAUGAUGUACCUCUAAAUCUAUACAGGACGUGUACAACGUGUGUGUGUUCGUUGCUUCCUACCUCCGGGAAGCUCUACUCCUGUCUGACAAUCCCGUUGAUCGUCGACCACUUAGGAGAGAGCGAAAAACGUGCGCGUUCGAGCGCGAGAGCGAGAUAAAGUGAGUAAGAGAGACCAAACAGAAUAGUGCGACUCAAUCGUACAAUGAGACCUAGCAUAUCGCUAAUCAUAAGAAGAUUCAAGCGCAAUCGUAUCAGAACCAUUCAGUGCCAAACAGUCGCAACCGCGAACAGCAGAUAUCUGCCGAUGAAAGUGCCAUAAGUUUAAGCAAAAGAAGCAAAAUAAUCUGAGAUUUAGUGAAGUAGUAGAUUAACAUUGUGUAAAUAUUAUAGUUUAGCAGAGCAAUGAGAUACAUAAGUGAUCGGAAGCAGCACUCAAGUGCCGAAGAAGGAAGUGACGGUGAACGGGCACAUUCGCCCGGUCGACAGCAUCCGCCACCGUACGUCGGGAAGAAUCGGUUGCUGCAAAGUUCCCAGUGGAGUAAGAGUUACGACUCGGUGAUAAAUUAUUGGAAUACCAGUGACCUUGGAGGACGCUGCCGGCCCGGGCCCGGAGGUGGUUCGCAGCAUCAGCAACAACAGCAGUGUAGCUCGGGGCAGACGACCAGGGGAUACGGAAAGCCAACAGGAUAUAACGCACCGGUAAAACUCAACAUCAGUCCUAGUGCGACCCUUGCCUCAAAACUCCACAGAAAAGUAUUACGGGUGCCCUCGAAACGCAUUCCCGGCAAAGUGCACCCCGGCAAGCUUGCCUCAGUAGCUAGCAAACUGACAGCCGCUAAGCAGCGACUACACCAGCAGCAGCAACAACAACAGAACCAGCUGCAACAGCAUCAGUUCAAUCUUCAGCAGCUUCCGCUGCAGCGUCCUCCGGCAGCUCCCAGCGUCAACAACUGUGAUAACUCCAACGACUCCGGUCUUGGAUUCGACCGUAGUCUCGAUAGUGCCCUCGGUGCUCAAUUCCAAAGUCAUCCGAAUCAUACCAGCUCCGCGUCGACGGCGACGGUUGGCGGUAGCGGUACCAUCGGUCGGUCGAUUCAUCACAGCAGUACAACACCGGCGGAAGAUGAGGGCGUUGAAAGUGAAUCCGGACUCAGAAACCGAUCGGCGACGAUCAGCGUCGGUAGAGGAGCACGGGGUGGAAAGCCGGCUACUACACUGUACAGCAACCGUCGCACCGUAACCCGAUCGGUUGGUAGUAGCCGCAGUAGCAGUACUGCCAGUACUAAAUCGCUAAAGCGAAGUCACCUGGAGCUGGAUGAUGCGACUGCCUGUUCCGGGGAUCUGUUCGUACUAACAACCACCAGUGGUGGCAGCAUCGGAGCCAGCAACAGUACCAUCGUCAAACUAUCUAAUCCACCAGCCAAAAUGAGUGUGGGCAAGGUUAAACCGGCGGUACUUCGAACAGUGGCGGCAACGAAGAAAAUCAUCUUUCCCGUGACGGGAAAAUCGCCCAGUGUUGGUGGUGGAAAACGUACGGUUACCAUUGCGCCAUUAUCAUCUAACAAAACAUCGCUAUCAUCAUUGUCAUCAUCAUCAUCUGGCUCACCGUCAUCAUUAUCCAUCACGGCGGCUGAUUCGACGACGUCAAUGGCGCCGGCGGUGACGGCGGCGGCGGCGUCGGCAACACCGGUGGUGGCGAAAGUGAUGACCUCAUCGUUAGCCCGCCCGAUCAACCGAUUACCGGGCAAACGGCCACCCCUGCUGUCAUCAUCGUCUUCAUCCCUCGGAGGCGGAGGCACUGCCAGCGGCGCAGCAUUCGGCGUAGUCACCCUACAGACCCCGCUCGUGUCUUCCUCCCAGGAUGGUAAUAUUCACCUACAGAUUCUAACCCAACCGGAGCAGCAGCACCGGGCACGCUACCAGACCGAGGGUUCCCGAGGUGCGGUGAAGGAUCGCAGUGGCAACGGGUUCCCGGUGGUGCGGUUGGUAGGCCACACCAAACCCACCGUACUGCAGGUAUUCAUCGGGACCGAUGUGGGUCGGGUAGCGCCGCACAUGUUCUACCAGGCAUGUAAGGUUUCCGGGAAGAAUUCCACCCCCUGCAUGGAACGGAAGCUCGAGGGUACCAUGGUGAUUGAGGUUGAUGUGAAGCCGGAAAACGAAAUGACCGUAACGUGCGAUUGUGUGGGAAUUCUGAAGGAACGCAACGUGGACGUGGAACACCGAUUUCCAGACCAGAGUGGUCCUCGGGCAAAGAAGAAAUCCACACGCUGCCGAAUGGUGUUCCGAACGACGAUCAAGCAUGACGACGGGAGUGUGGAGACGUUGCAAGUUUGCUCCCAGCCGAUUGUUUGCACACAACCACCGGGCGUGCCGGAAAUCUGCAAGAAAUCUCUAGUCUCCUGUCCUGCCGAGGGAGGUCUCGAAAUGUUCAUUAUCGGCAAAAACUUUCUGAAAGACACCAAAGUGGUGUUCCAACGACGCAAAGCCCCCCUGGGGGCCAACUCAGCCUCGAUCAGUGUUAUCCCGUGGGAGCAAACGGUCAUCCCGGAUAAGGAGUAUCUGCAGCAGACUCAUCUCAUCUGUACCGUCCCACCGUACGUCCGGCAGGACAUACUGGAACCUGUGGUAGUACAAAUCUACAUCGUUUCCGCCGGCAAGAAGAGCGAGACGCACAACUUUACCUUCACCCCGAAGAAUGCUCACACGGCCCUUACGGCGGCCACGACGACUGCCGUACCCGCCGGGGGUACCUUCUUUGGAACGCUUGGCAGCGGUGAGACGAUUGGUGGUGGUGGUGGUGGUGGCGUAAGCGGAGGCAGCGGCGUCGGCGGUGGCGAUUCCAAUGGUCGAACGAAUGGUAGUCCCGCUGGAGGUGGUAAUACUACCGGAGCCACCGGUUUCGCUUCUCUAAACUCUAGCUUUGGUAGCAACCCAAGCGAAGAUACCUUGACGCAGAACGAUGGCGGUGCCGGUGGCCAGAAGCAGCAGCCCUCGCUGUUCCAGUGGGGAUCCCAGCUAAGUGCGGCGCAGGAUGAAUUGGACACAGGAAUGAUGCCUCCGCCGGUGAAUGUGUUGCUCAUGGGAGGUAACGGUCGAAGGCCAUCGCUGCUGGGUGAUCAGUUGAGCAUGUCGUCGCCACCGAAUUUCAAGGCGGAACUGAUUGAUGAAAAUAGUCGUAGUCCGCAUAAUGAGGAUUCACUUGAACGUUUCCCGGAUUCAACCGAUAAUUCCAUCGAUAAUAGUCAUAUUCUGUACCGAAGGAGAAGCGUUCGGCAGCCCAGUAUGGAUCUGAUGGAGGAUAGCUCUAGUAUGUCGAUGUUGAUCAAUGAGAACAGUGCAAUGGAUGUAGGGGCGAUGUCAGGAUCGAUGGUUGGUUUCCGGACGGGACUGUCUACGCUGAUGGAAACGAAUGAGAUCAGUAAUUCGGCUACAUCGCCGUUGGCUUCCGAGCUGAAGGUGAUGGAUUUGUGCAUAAAGCAAGAACAGCAGCAACUGUCUGCGACGGCUAGAAAUCAGAUCGAACACAUGAUCGCCACCAGUAGUGGUUUGGGUGGUUUAAACGAGGUAAAUCAGAUUAAGGCCCAACUCAAUGUGGAAGGCAUGUUGAAUGCUGCCGUGCAGCAAGGUUCCCUGGAGAAGCAAGCUCUCGAAUCCACGAUUGCGUCUAUGGUUGGCGGGCAACAGCAGUCCGGUAUGUUGGAAAUGAAUUCUUUGACUGGAAACGGUGGUAGCGCCCUCUCACCAGCAAUGCUUCAUGGCGAUAUUUCAAAUGCAACCAGUGGCCAUUCACCCCUAUCCCAGGACGUUAUGCUGAACUCGCAGAGUACGUUAACCGUUCCUUCGCCGGGAAAUAUGGUACUGUCGCCAGCAUCUACGACCUCAAGUGAUGUGAGUUCUCAUCCGCAUUCUUCUAUCUCCCCGGAAAUAAUCUUGAAUCCAACGGUGUCACCCUCGUCGAUGAUAUGUUCACCUUCGAACGCAACGGUUGCCGCUACGGCAGCAGCAGCCGUCGCUGCGGCGGCUGCCGUUUCCGAAGGAGCCGGUCUACUAACGAAUCAAGUGUUUAACAAUAUGGCAGCCGUAGCCGCUAAUAUGAUCGAACAGCAGCCGAAAGAAACCACUCAAGCAGUGCAGGAAAUCAUUCUGAACGCUGCCGCCGAAAUUCUCACAUCCCAGGAACCCUCCGUCACAACCCAAUCCACGAUCAACGCUCUGAUCUCGAUGAACGCCCAGGAAAUGAUGACUACCUCAUGCCAGCCACAGUCCCAAGCCAUUAUGUCCCAACAAAACCUUCUACCUCAGUGCCAACCCUCCACGAUGGCUUCGAACGUUCUGACGAGUGCGUUACAACAGCAGCAACAAAUGGUUCAAACUUUGAUCAACGAAAGCAUCCAGCAUCAGCAUCACCAGCAACAACAGCAGCAGGCAGCCGAAUCUCUCAUGCUAAACCUAGCAGCAGCGUCCCAUCAGCAGAAUCUACAUACAUCACCCGUGCCGGAGCAGAUGGAGAUUGGAAACCCGAUCAUGCAAUCGUCCGGUUCCUCCAGUCAACCACCACAGCAACCGAUGGACACGACGGCACCACUGUCCACUGUCUCGACGACAACAUUGUCCCAACAACAACAGCAGCAGCAGCUUCAGCAGCACCAACAGCAAACCUCGCCCCAGCAGCAGCAGCACCUCUCAGCACCAGUUUCGACUGAUCCAGUCCAGAUGACGGUCGGUGAACAGCAUCAUCGACAGCAGCAGCAGCAAGCGCAACAACAGCAACAACAACAGCAGCAACAUGCCGCAGCAGUAGCAGCAGCCAAUAUACCUCAGGAGUUGACCAUCAUGUCGGACAACGAUCUCAUCAGCUAUAUCAACCCGAGUGCAUUUGAUGCAGGUAUGUAUAGCUUUUACUCUUCCAGUUGACCCGAAGAGGGAGGAUAGUUUUUCACGCUCUUCCUGAGGGGAAGCUACUAUAGCGUCAAAAUUGUGGGUGGGUCACAAGCGCACUUUGGGUUUAGUCUAGUCACACGUUCCGAUUUAGCGUUGUUCGAUUUUCACGGCAUGAUUUUAGGAUAUGUUUAGGAGCUUCGUUUUUGUUUUUGACGUUUCUUCCAUUCCAAUCAAAGCAGUCUCUGGAUGGUUCUGCAGAUCUGAAAAAAGAUUUAAAAAUUUUAUUUUUUCAUAAAUAAGUUUAGAAAGUUCUAGUAGUGCGUCGAAUUAUUUGUGAUUUGUGUUGAAUUAUUUUAUUGCGUGACUGACCAGACGACACACUGACAGACGUAGGGGCAGUGUUGCCACAUUUACACGUGUAAUUUUUUCGUCUAUACUUUUCCCAGCUGAAAAUGUACAUGUGGCAACACUGCACAGAAGGGAGACUGACUUCUACAGACUCGCGUUAACCGUUUAGCUAGGAAUCAUGCAAGCGGAAAUCAAACCUAUCUCUAACUUAUGCUGUAACUUCUUUGUUAUUCUCUUUCCACCCCUUUUUUCACAACAGUUUAAUACGCGGUAAUUUUAGACGUAAUACAGUUCAGCCCCCGCCUUCUAGACAAACAAAAGUAUGCAAAACCGUGCGGCCCUUAAUCCGAAACAAAGCCAGUUGGACAACGCCCGCCUAGUUGUUACAAUCGCUCCUCGUGUGCGCCUUUCCGCCUUUUUUCGACGAAACUAUAAAGCAUGGAGUGAUCUCGAAAGAUAUAAAACACUAUCCAAUUUCCAAAAUUUACCGGAAAAACCAAACGCACGCACGCACACAAAGACAAAUGCACGGAAAAAAAUCAUUUUAAGCUAAUGUUUCGUUAUUGUACGAUUGUACUGUACUGUUAUUGUAGUAUCGUUUAGGAUUUUUUUUACAUUCAAAGAAUGUGAGCAGUUUCGCUCGUGUGUAUCUAUUUAUCGAAUCGAGAGAUUGUCAGUGCUUUGUCCUUCUCCCUUCAACGCAGAAUGCCAGUUGUGUCCCGCUCUAAACUAAGCAUAAAUAUUCAUUCGAAGAUCAUUUUUUAGCUUACUCUCAGUGUGUCUUUUCGCAUUUCGCAUUCAUACUACAAACAAUCGAAAAAUCAAAAAUAAAAUCGCACUACUCUCAAGGGGAGCGUGUGCAGCAAAGAAUUCAGGCUAACAGCCAGUCGCAUAACCUAAGCCUGUUGCGCGGCGCGGAGUUCCGGUGUCCGUUCAGGGCACAGUAGCAAAGUGCUGGAUUUAUACAGUUUAUACGAAGUCGAUUCAAAGUUACAAAAUUUUAGCCUUAUGACAGUGUCUAAACGAAAGAAAAAAAAAAACCAGAAGAAAUUUUAAACUUAUGAAUGUUUACAAAAGAAAAAUUUUACUAGGUGAUUUUUCCCUUUAUUAUAUCAGACAAGACGAGUCACACACACAGCAGAGCGUUCGAUGCUGAGCCGAACAAAAAGAAGGGACAAACAAUUAUUAGUACACUAUUAAUAACCCACACCACAGACUGCCAUACAGAGUUUUAGGGAAAAUAAAAACAUAUACAAAUAAGCAACGAAUAUGAAUGUUCUUAAAGCUACAAUUACAACGUAAAUACAGCAAGGUUAAAGUUCAGAUCAACUCGCGUGUCUGCAUGUUUUGCUAGCUGGGUUGGCUUCCGAGCCAACAUCGAAACGGAUCUUUUCUUUUUACGUGCAAAUUAAUAAGAAUGAUAUUACAGAACAAUAUUUUUUUUAAAGAUUUCCUUUUUUCAUUGAUAAAUUUGAUUUAGUGAAAAGAAAAACAUAAAUAUGCACACCCAGUUCACGUUUAAGUUUAGUGACGAACCGAUUGCGAACAAGGAGUUAAGGCACAGGAAAAGCAGAAGCUAGGGACGAGUUAGAGGAAAUUAAUGGACGAUGGUGGCUCCUAUCUUUUCAACUGUUUUCAACACGUUAAAGAAGCCACAGUUCAAUGAAACACACACCGAUUGGGAAAUUUAAAUCUUUAUAGUAAUCGUUUUUUGCUAUUGGAAUAUUUCUAUAUUGAUGUACCUCAAGAGAUUGGAGAACUAAUAAAUUCUAUCUGUUUUGUGUUAAUA